This is a messenger RNA of Paramecium sonneborni, 369 nucleotides long. The record is from the annotation of a GenBank genome assembly. Lineage: Eukaryota; Ciliophora; Oligohymenophorea; Peniculida; Parameciidae.
AUGUUAGGAAUUAAUCUUCAAAUGCUGAUGAAACAAUACAACUUAGUUUACUAAACUACUAUAAUCAUGCUUGCUUAUAUACACAAUAUACUGGGAAGUUUAAUUAAUUAAUCAGAACUAUUUUAUACAAUCAAAGAAAGUAAAUUUUGUUGCUACAUAUGGGUGUAAAAAUAGGAGACUAAUUGUUAUGAAAAGACGAAGGAAAUAGAAUAAUUGGAGAUGCACAAAUCGAGACUCAAAUAUUCAAAGAAUCCGAGCCUAUUCAGGUAUAUGUCCAACAAAAAGACUAGAUGUUUAGGGGUUCUAUCAAAAAUGACAAUAAGACAACCCUCAUAGUGCCAUAUUACACCAGGAAGAGAAGAAGAAUGA